AUGGAUGCCGAAAUAUGUAAGAACUUCCUUUUAGUAAGGACGAACUUUCCCGAUCAAUUGGACAGUGAUGGAGAGUAUAAAUUUAAAGAUGAUGGGCAUUUCAAAAAGUAUUGUUCUGGUAACAACUGUAGUAGUAAUCUCGAAAAAGUUAAUGCUGGAUGUUUGUAUUUCUUUGAUGAAUUCUUUAAGGAUUCUUCUGUGUUUAAGUCUGUUGCAAAUAGUAACAUCGAUAUUGUUGAUUACAUUAUAAUAUGGUUAAGUUAUAUGUUAAACCUAAAGGAAAAUGACUAUAAUAACAGUCUAAAUCAUUUUUAUACUACAUAUAUAAAUAAUGAAAAGUAUAAAAAGCCUAUAACUGGUGUUACGGAAUAUAAUAGUUAUAAGGAUCUUAUAGAUAAAAAGCACGAUUUGACGAAAGUGGAUAUUAAAGAUAUAUCUAAAUUUUAUGAUGCAUUUAAAACAUUAUGUGAAAUUUAUUCUGCAUUUGAUGAAAACACGUCAAAUUGCACAAAAUGUUCGGAUAAAGCUAAUAAAUUUGUUAAAAAAUAUCAAGAACUUGAUGGAGAUUCUAAUAAUACUGAAGGCACUUCCUACAGUAAAAUAUUGUCUACAUUAUCAACUGAUUAUAAUAAUUUAAAAAAUAAAUGUAGCAAUAUUCCAACCCUUCCAGAGGUAAACACAUCACAAAAUACUCCAAAAAGUCCUGGACAAAAUUCUGCACAAACAUCUGAAGUUACACCAUUAAGUUCGUCGAUAGGAAACAAAUUAAUUCCAGUUUUAUUGAUAUUUAGUGCAAUAGCAUUUUUUUUAGGAAUUUUUUAUAAGUAUUCAUUAUUUAAGUCUCGGAAACGAGCUCAAAAACAAUAUUUAAGAGAAAAGCUAAAAAAUAAAGAAGAAAAUGGAUCAUUAAUAUAA
Plasmodium berghei ANKA is the source of this 915-nucleotide messenger RNA. RefSeq names its product BIR protein. The coding region runs from base 1 to 915 and encodes 304 amino acids. NCBI's taxonomy places the organism in Eukaryota, Apicomplexa, Aconoidasida, Haemosporida, Plasmodiidae. The record is from RefSeq and is a predicted model, not a curated record. The transcript has 3 exons.